Messenger RNA from Drosophila takahashii, 534 nucleotides. RefSeq lists its product as uncharacterized. The record is from RefSeq and is a predicted model, not a curated record. Lineage: Eukaryota; Metazoa; Arthropoda; Insecta; Diptera; Drosophilidae.
AUGCAGAACACGCUGAAAGUAAUCGGUAUCCUAACAAUAUUCUUCACCUGGAGAUUGAGCGAUUCUUCUAACUACAAACUUACAAAUGUAAACUGCGCAAGCAUGAACAAAUCCUGGGUUACGAUUAACGAGUGCCGCUUAAAGGCUCUCAGUCGAAAUAAAACCGUCUUUAACUUCAAUGCAACCUUCCACCACCCAACUAAUGAUAUCAUAAUGGACUAUCGAUAUCUAAAAAGGGCGAGCGGCUAUAAGCCCUGGUUGUACAGGAGAAAGAUCGAUGGUUGCCAGUUUUUAAGAAAGCCCUAUGAUGUCUUGACCAUAAUGAUAACAUUGGCUUAUAGGCCCUUUUCCAACAUCAACCACACAUGCCCAUUAUCCGGCCAUAUUUUGAUAAGGGGAAUGUAUCUCACGACGGAAAUCAAAACCCUUCCCUUUCCCACCGGCAAUUACAUGCUGCAAAUAAAUUGGUUGUUCUAUCGGAAACUUCAGUUCGUAACCAACGUUAGUUAUGAUUUCGUGGAAAAUUUAUUGUGA